Molecule: messenger RNA, 534 nt
Organism: Bradysia coprophila
Lineage: Eukaryota; Metazoa; Arthropoda; Insecta; Diptera; Sciaridae
Product: microsomal glutathione S-transferase 1-like
Cellular component (GO): membrane
Source: RefSeq, a predicted model, not a curated record
ACAUUAUAUUAAAUUACCUGUGCGUUGCUACUAAUCAGUUGAACCAACUAGUUGAAGGUAGAUAACAAAAACAAAAUUACUUGAAAUUAAGUAUGUCUUUGGACCUAAUAAACUACGAUAAUGCCGUCUUUCGGGACUAUGCAUUUUGGAUGGCCAUCCUAGUUAUCAAAACUCUAGCAAUGGCUCCACUUACUGGCCGACAGAGAUUCAAGUCUAAGAUUUUCGCUAAUGCGGAAGACGCAAAACGAGCUGGGGGCACCGUCAAAUUUGAUAAUGACGAUGUAGAACGAGUUCGAAGAGCUCAUCUCAACGAUCUUGAGAAUAUCCUUCCCUUUGCAAUAAUUGGAUUUUUGUAUGUAUUAACUCAACCCUCGGAGGUACUUGCAAACUUACUGUUUAAAAUAACGGCAAUAAGUCGAAUAGUUCACACCGUGCUGUACCUUAGAUCGUCACCAUCAAGAGGCAUUGCUUUCAUGGUUCCUCUAGGCAUCUCUUUGUACAUGGCAAUCACUGUGCUUUGUUAUUUUUAUUAAG